This is a messenger RNA of Panicum virgatum (switchgrass), 1458 nucleotides long. RefSeq names its product geraniol 8-hydroxylase-like. Bases 1 to 1458 code for a protein of 485 amino acids. Gene Ontology annotation, molecular function: monooxygenase activity; oxidoreductase activity, acting on paired donors, with incorporation or reduction of molecular oxygen; iron ion binding. NCBI's taxonomy places the organism in Eukaryota, Viridiplantae, Streptophyta, Magnoliopsida, Poales, Poaceae. The record is from RefSeq and is a predicted model, not a curated record. The transcript is spliced from 3 exons.
AUGGCGUCGUCGUUCCUGGUAGCUGUGGUGGUCAUCCUCGCGUUCAUCUACUCCCUCCAACUAAUAAUCACCCACGCCCGCAGGCGUCGUCGUCUCCCUCCAGGCCCCUGGCCACUCCCGGUCAUCGGCAGCUUCUACGCCGUCGCCUGGAGCAGGGCUCACCGCUCGCUCGCCCGCCUCGCCGAGCGCUACGGCGACGGCGGCAUCAUAACCAUCUGGGUGGGCCGGUUCCCCACCGUGGUGGUCUCCACGCCGGACGCCGCGCGCGAGGUGCUCCUGCGGCGCGACGCCGACCCGGCGGGCCGCACCGUCCUCGACACCUGGCGCACGGGAGGCCACGCCGCCAGUUCGGUCAUCUUCCUCCCGCCCCGCGGCAAGUGGCGCGCGCUGCGGAGGUUCGCCACGGCGGAGCUGUUCAGCCCCCGCCGGCUCGAAGCGCGACGGCCGCUGCGGCAGGAGAAGGCGCGGGAGCUGGUGCGCCACGUCUCCGAGCGCGCGGGGCGCGGCGAGCCGGUCGACGUCGGGGACGCCACGUUCGACGCGGCCAUGGACAUGCUGUCGCGCACCCUCUUCUCCGUCGACCUCGACACCAAGGAGCUGAGGUGCGUGAUGAAGGAAGCCUCGCUCCUGACCGCUGGGCCGACUGUCUCCGACCUCUUCCCGGCUGUGGCGGCUGAUCUCCAGGGCGCACGGCGAAGGAUGGGGGUAUUGCUCAGGAGUGUCCACGGGAUGAUCGACGAGCAGUUCAUGCGGCGCAGGCACUGCCGGGAGGCCGACAUGGAGCAUGAAUGGGAGGAAGAAGAGGGCAGUCACAUGAACUACGACACCGUCAAAACCUUAUUCACGGAUUUCUUCUUUGCAGCGACCGAGACAAGUUCGAGUGCAAUUGAGUGGGCAAUGGCGGAGUUGCUGCGAUGCCCGGAAGCAAUGGAGAAGGUAAGGGAGGAGCUCAGGACUGUUCUUGGCACUAGAACAGAAAUGGAAGAGUCUGACAUCGCGCAACUUCCAUAUCUGCAAGCCGUGGUAAAAGAAACACUCCGACUCCACCCGCCCAUCUCCCUAUCAUUCUAUCGAGCCAUGGCCGCCGUGCAAGUGGGAGGCUACACCAUUCCUAAAGGAACCAACGUGAUACUCAACAUUUGGGCGAUUCAUCGAAAAGCCGACACGUGGGCUGAGCCGGAUAAGUUUAUGCCCGAGAGGUUCAUUGGCAGCGACACUAGUUUUUGGGGUAAACACAUGGAGCUGAUCCCGUUCGGUGCUGGACGCCGCAUAUGCCUCGGGUUGCCACUAGCACAUAGGAUGGUGCAUUUGAUGCUUGGUUCUCUACUGCACCACUUUGAUUGGACGCUCCCUACAGAGGUCAAGGAAAAUGGUGUUGAUACGACUGAAAAGUUUGGGCUAGUGGUAUCCAUGGCAACUCCUCUAAAAGCCAUAGCAAAUAAGAGAUGUGACGGGUAG